AACGUGUUUGUCUUCUUGUGGCCUGCAGACGUCUGUGAAGAACAUCUUCUCCCUGAGCAACAGAAGUGGAGCUUCAGGAUGGAGCCACAGCCCUCCCACAUUAAAAAGGAAAAGAAACACCCACUGAUCCCCCAUUUUAAAGCGGAAGAGGAUGACCCACUGACCACUCACAUCAAAGAGGAAGAGGAGGACUCAUUGACCCCCAAUUUUAAAAAGGAAGAGGAGAAGCCACUAAUAACCCAUUUUAAAGAGGAAGAGGGGGACCCACUGACACCCCAUUUUAAAAAGGAAGCGGUGGAUCCACUGAGCCCUCACAUUAAAGAGGAAGAGGAGGAAGAGGGCAUCAGUCAGCCUAAAUGGUUGGAGGAGUUCCCAGUGACUGGUGUCCCUGUGAAGAGUGAAGAUGAUGAGGUGAAAGGUGAAAGUGAGGAGAGGGGAGGGGGGGAGCCUCCAAGCAGCAGCUCAACACAACACAUGACAACAGAAGCUGAUGGAGACCACUGUGGAGGAUCACAAGCAGACAAGCUCUUAGCUCCACUAUCAGAUAGUGAGGACACAACGUCACACUCUCCUGACACUGAUGAUGAAGACUCUAAAGAUGAUAAGACAUGUCACACUGACAACACUCGCUUCACAUGUUCUCACUGUCACAAAACUUUUAAAUAUCCUAGUAAAUUGAAAAGACACAUGAGAACACACACUGGAGAAAAACCUUUUUCAUGUUCAAACUGCGGUAAACAUUUUACUCAGAGGCCAGAUUUAAAAGUACACAUGAGAACACACACUGGAGAAAAACCUUUUUCAUGUUCUAUCUGUGGUAAAGAUUUUACUCAGAGGCCACAUUUGAAAGUACACAUGACAACACACACUGGAAAAAAACCUUUUUCAUGUUCUAUCUGUGGUAAAGAUUUUACUCAGAGGCCACAUUUGAAAGUACACAUGAGAACACACACUGGAGAAAAACCUUUUUCAUGUUCAAUCUGCGGUAAAGAUUUUACUCGAAGGGAAAAUUUCAAAAAACACAUGAGAAUACACACUGGAGAAAAACCUUUGCGCAACGGCACUAUUUGAAAGAACACGUGAGAACACACACUGGAGAAAAACCUUUUACAUGUUCAGUAUGUUGUAAAAGUUUUUUACAAAGUCAGCAUUUGAAAAGACACAUGAGAAGACACCCAGGAGAGAAAGUGUUGAGUUGCAGUGUGUGUGGUGAAAGAUUGUCUUCUAAGUACCAGUGUAAGAAACACAAGUGUGCUGGUGAGAACAGCAGCAGCAAAUGAAACUGCAGGAUUUGAAAUAAACUGUCAAGACUUUAACUUUGACCUUCUAAAAACAUCAGCACAUAGUUUCUAAGAUUUAUAGAUGAGAUAUUUUAGAUUAUUACCUUUUUUCAGUCAAGUACUACACAUGACAAGUGUUUUUUAAAGUUGUUCAUGAUUUAUCCCCCUUUUUUAGAAUUCCUCAAACAUUAUCAAUUUCAGAAAACAUGGGAAUGUUUGGAAUGUUUGGGAAAAGUUAAUUAUGUACAUCAUCCCACAGAGCUUUACUGUACAUCCAUCCAUUUGUUCUACCACUUGUCUCUUUCAUUUUAUAUGUAUAGCAUUUAAUCACAUACUUGUCCGCCAAAGGGUGUUGCGUUUUGGAGGAACUCCUUCUGUCAGAGUGCUGGUCACACUUCUUUUACUGCGGAAAUCUACUCACAAAAACAAUCCAAACAGUAGGAAACAAAAAACGAUGGUGCGAAAAAGACAAGACUAAAUGUGCAUUUUGGAAAAAAUAACAAAAGCUACUUCUAUACACAAAUAAACUCAACUUGGUUUGGAGUUACAAGACGUGCACACUACAAAACAACACCAAGAUGGAUGGCACUGGGAAUGGCCAAGGUAGCAAAAUACUCAAAGCAUGUAAUCAACUGGCGUGUAAUGGAAUCGCCGAGUGCCAUCCAGCUGUCAAGGUGCUGCUUAAGUAGCACCAGGGUCAAUUGGAAGCAGCUGUGCACGUCCCACAACUCCGCCCACAAAGGCAACACAGGAACUCUAGGAGGAAGGAGAAUUGUAAGAACAAGGUCAACUGCACCAAAAGACGAAAACUGACUGUUGGAGCCAAAUUUCCUUAUUUGCUUAUA
This is a messenger RNA of Nerophis ophidion (straightnose pipefish), 2125 nucleotides long. RefSeq names its product zinc finger protein 25-like. The transcript has a single exon. Gene Ontology annotation, biological process: regulation of transcription by RNA polymerase II. The record is from RefSeq and is a predicted model, not a curated record. The coding region runs from base 79 to 1071 and encodes 330 amino acids. Lineage: Eukaryota; Metazoa; Chordata; Actinopteri; Syngnathiformes; Syngnathidae. Gene Ontology annotation, molecular function: RNA polymerase II cis-regulatory region sequence-specific DNA binding; DNA-binding transcription factor activity.